Molecule: messenger RNA, 4043 nt
Organism: Boleophthalmus pectinirostris (great blue-spotted mudskipper)
Lineage: Eukaryota; Metazoa; Chordata; Actinopteri; Gobiiformes; Gobiidae
Product: protein NLRC3-like
Exons: 10
Coding region: 164-3502 (1112 amino acids)
Molecular function (GO): protein binding
Source: RefSeq, a predicted model, not a curated record
UGAGACACACAAGUCUGUCCUUUGUUCCAUAAUUCAAACUUUAAAAAUAUCUAAACUGGAUGUGUUUGUUGUUGAAUGUGCCGUACUGAAGCGUCUGUGGUGAAGGCCUCAUGAACACUUUGUAGAACCUCCUGAAGUAUCUGACCUGAGUCAGAACAGUCCCAUGUGUUUUACUGUGACUGAAGUGUGUUUUCUUCUGUGUCUCAGGAUCCACCAGAAACAUCCUCUGUCUGAACCUGGUCCCAGCUGUGAGUCCCUCAGGAGUGACAUGUCUAUGGAACUUCCAAUAUCCUUCAGGAGAGAGUUGAUCCACCAGAAACAUCCUCCGUCUGAACCUGGUCCCAGCUGUGAGUCCCUCAGGAGUGACAUGUCUAUGGAACUUCCAAUAUCCUUCAGGAGAGAGUUGAUCCACCAGAAACAUCCUCCGUCUGAACCUGGUCCCAGCUGUGAGUCCCUCAGGAGUGACAUGUCUAUGGAACUUCCAAUAUCCUUCAGGAGAGAGUUGCAUCUCUGUGACAGAGGGGAGCAGCCGGGUCCAGAGGUCUCCAGUGGUCAGCACCAUCAGACACAGCUGGACUCCAUAUUUAAGCGUCUGGAGGAGGACAUUUUCACUUUUGUCCAGAAGGAGCUGAAGAAGCUCCACAAGGUUCUGAGUACAGAUGAGCCAGGAGGUUUACAUCCUGUGGAGGAUGAGGAUGAAGAGCAGAGGAGCUGCAGUGAGGCUGUUCUGAAGAUCACACUGAACUCCCUCUGGAGGAUGAAGCAGAAGGAGCUGGCUGAGCGUCUGAGGAACAGGACUUAUUCUGAAGUUUAUCGGCGUAAACUGAAGUCUGACCUGCAGCAGAAGUUUGAGUGUGUGUUUGAGGGCAUCGCUAAAGCAGGAAACUCCAGCCUUCUGAAUGAGAUCUUCACAGACCUCUACAUCACAGAGGGAGGGUCUUCAGAGGUCAACCAGGAACAUGAGGUCAGACACAUGGAAACAGCCUCCAGGACACCAGGCCCAGCAGAGACAACCAUAACAUGUGAAGACAUGUUUAAAGGCCCAGCUCACACACAUGGAGCCAUCAGAACAGUGCUGACAAAGGGAGUGGCUGGCAUCGGGAAAACAGUGCUCACUCAGAAGUUCACUCUGGACUGGGCUAAAGGUAAAGCCAACCAGGACAUACAGCUGCUGUUCCCGUUCACUUUCAGAGCACUCAAUGUGCUGAAGGACAGAAGUUUCAGUUUGGUGACACUUGUUCGUCACUUCUUUAGUCAAACACAAGCAGAACUCUGCAGCUUUGAAGACCUCCAGGUGCUCUUCAUCUUUGACGGUCUGGACGAGUGCAGACCUCCUCUGGACUUCACAAAAACCGAGGCCCUGAGCGACCCCACAGAAUCCGCCUCAGUGCACGUGCUGCUGGUGAACCUCAUCAGGGGAAGCCUGCUUCCCUCUGCUCGCCUCUGGAUAACCACACGACCCGCGGCGGCCAAUCAGAUCCCUGCUGAGUGCAUCUCCAUGGUGACAGAGGUCAGAGGGUUCACCGACCCACAGAAGGAGCAGUACUUCAGGAAGAGGUUCAGAGACGAGGCCGACACAAUCAUCUCCCACAUCAAGACGUCCAGAAUCCUCCACAUCAUGUGCCACCUGCCGAUCUUCUGCUGGAUCGCUGCCGCAGUCCUGGAGCAUGUGUUGAAAAACAGAGAGAGAGGAGAGCUGCCCAAGAACCUGACUCAGAUGUACAUCCACUUCCUGGUGGUUCAGGCCAAAGUCAAGAACAUCAAGUAUAAAGAGGGAUCUGAGACGGACCCACACUGGAGUCCAGAGACCAGGAAGAUGUUGGAGUCUCUGGGAAAACUGGCCUUUGAGCAGCUGCAGAAAGGAAACCUGAUCUUCUACGAGAGUGACCUGAGCGAGUGUGGGCUGGACGCUGCAGCGGCCUCAGUGUACUCUGGAGUGUUCACACAGGUCUUUAGAGAGGAGCCAGGCCUGUACCAGGACAAGAUCUACUGCUUCAUCCAUCUGAGUGUGCAGGAGUUUCUGGCUGCUCUUCAUGUCCAUCAGACCUUCAUCAACACUGGGAUCAACCUGCUCUCACAGAAACAAUCAUCAUCACGGACAAAGGUUUUUAGCAGCAAAUCAGUGCAGUUUUACCAGACAGCUGUGGACCAGGCCUUACAGAGUCCAAACGGACACCUGGACCUGCUCCUCCGCUUCCUCCUGGGUCUUUCACUGUCGACCAAUCAGAGCCUUCUAAAAGGUCUGCUGACACAGACAGGAAGCAGCUCCCAGACCAAUCAGAAAACAGCUGAGUACAUCAAGAAGAAGCUGAGUGAGGAUGUGUCUGCAGAGAGGAGCAUCAACCUACUCCACUGUCUGAAUGAACUGAAUGAUCGUUCUCUGGUGGAGCAGAUCCAACAGUAUCUGACAUCAGGACGUCUGUCUGAAGGUGGACUGUCUCCUGCUCAGUGGUCAGCUCUGGCCUUCAUCUUACUGUCAUCAGAAGAAGAUCUGGACCAGUUUGAGCUGAAGAAAUACUCAGCUUCAGAGGAGGGUCUCCUGAGGCUGCUGCCAGUGGUCAAGGCCUCCACCAAAGCUCUACUGAGCAGCUGUAACCUGUCAGAGAGAAGCUGUGAAGCUCUGUCCUCAGUCCUCAGCUCCCAGUCCUCUAGUCUGAGAGUCCUGGACCUCAGCCUCAACGACUUGAAGGACUUGGGGCUGAAGAUGUUGUGUGUUGGACUGAAGAGUUCUCACUGUAAACUGGAACAGCUCAGACUGUCAGGUUGUCUGCUCUCAGAGGAAGGCUGUGCUUCUCUGGCCUCAGCUCUGAGGUCCAACCCUUCCCAUCUGAUGGAACUGGACCUCAGCUACAACCAUCCAGGAGACACAGGAGUAAAGCUCCUGUGUGCUCUAAAGGAGGACCCCUACUGCACACUGGACACUCUCAGACUGAAGCCUGCUGGAGCUGAGUGGUUGACUCCAGGACUCAGAAAGUAUUUCUGUGAUCUCACUCUGGAUCCAAACACAGCGAACAGAAAUCUCAAACUGUCUGACAACUACAAGAAGGUGACACAUGUGACAGAGGAGCAGCCGUAUCCAGAUCAUCAGGACAGAUUUGACUACUGGGAACAGAUUCUGUGUUCCACUGGUCUGACUGGUCGCUGUUACUGGGAGGUCCAGUGGAGUGGAUGGGUUUAUAUAUCAGUGUCUUACAGAAGAAUCAGAAGGAAAGGACGCGGUGAUGACAGUUUGUUUGGACACAAUGAUCAGUCCUGGAGUCUGGAGUGUUCUAAAGUUGGUUUCUCUGUUCAUCAUAAUAACAAACAAACCCGCCUCCCUCAGUCCUGGUCUUCCUCUUCUGGGAGAGUAGCAGUGUUUGUGGACUGUCCUGCUGGUUCUCUCUCCUUCUACACAGUCUCCUCUGACCAACUGACCCACCUCCACACCUUCAACACCACAUUCACUCACACUCUGCUCCCUGGGUUUUGGCUCCCGUCUUAUGACUCCUCAGUGUCUCUGUGAGCUCCGACAGACUCACUCUCCUCGGUGUAAAACAGUCCAACAUUUUUCAUCUAUUUUUACAUCGUUGAACAAAAAAAGUGAUGUGUCAUCCAGGUAGAAUCCAUGAGGAGAAAAUCGCCUGGACAAAAGUUAGUUUGGUUGAAGACGUUUCGCAGCUUAUCGCAGCUUCUUCAGUUCUGUUCUGUUCAGUUCUUGUUUACAGUUUCUGUUUGUUAGUUCGGCCUAUUGACCUGUACAGAGUGUGGGGUUUAAUUAGCAUAACAAUCCGUACAUGACUGGUGUUUCUGAAAAACUAUAGAGGAUUUUCAAACAACAUGAGAUCCCGGUCUAUUUCAAACCUACGAACACUCUAAGACAGAGACUGGUCCAACCAAAGGACAAAACACCGAGUCACAAACAAAGCAGUGCACUCUACUCCAUUCAGUGCAGUGAAGACUGCAGUGAACGCUACAUUGGAGAAACAAAACAGACACUUCACAAGAGGAAGAACCAACACAGACGAGAGAGCAGCAGUGGACCUCAGUCUGUUCAUCUCCAUCUA